AUGUUCAAUCGACUCACACGAUUAGCCAUUGACUUACUGGCCAUAUCCACCAUUCUGGCAGGCGUGAAACGUUCCACUGGGUUUGCACCAAAUCUACUCGGUAUUCAAGAUCCUUCCAUCAGAACUUUCUUCCAGCGAUACUUUGCUAUAGGCGAUACCAUCUUUGGUAUGAUCAGCGGAUACGUUGUCAACUCUAAAUACUUCCUAAAGACCAUCCCAUGA
Messenger RNA from Tremella mesenterica DSM 1558, 222 nucleotides. RefSeq lists its product as uncharacterized. The record is from RefSeq and is a predicted model, not a curated record. Gene Ontology annotation, cellular component: cytoplasm. The coding region runs from base 1 to 222 and encodes 73 amino acids. NCBI's taxonomy places the organism in Eukaryota, Fungi, Basidiomycota, Tremellomycetes, Tremellales, Tremellaceae. The transcript has 2 exons.